Cataglyphis hispanica is the source of this 1747-nucleotide messenger RNA. Its product is annotated as venom serine protease-like. The transcript is spliced from 9 exons. Bases 279 to 1466 code for a protein of 395 amino acids. The record is from RefSeq and is a predicted model, not a curated record. Gene Ontology annotation, molecular function: serine-type endopeptidase activity. NCBI's taxonomy places the organism in Eukaryota, Metazoa, Arthropoda, Insecta, Hymenoptera, Formicidae. Gene Ontology annotation, biological process: proteolysis.
UUAAGUUAAAUCGUGCAUAUGCUCUUCUGUGACUCUCAGCAACUUCUACGACGAACAAGCUUAAUAUGCCUCCCUCCGAUUCCAGCCGUUAAGGAAAGAAAUACAUGGCAAUAAUCGGAGCGUCAUCAUCAUUUUGGACAAAAUAUAAAUAUAUAGAGCACAGUUUCAGAGAACAAUUGCGCUUUCGUGUAUUUUGUUAGGGGAACACUUCAUACGCUGCAAGAUACUUGUUUGAUCAUUUACAAAAGUUACUUGUCAGAAUAUACAACUCUAUUCUGAUGAUGGCAUUUUGUAGGAAAUUCUGUGGAAAUAUGAAGGUUUUAUUUGCUUUGCUGCCGUUGUUUUUUACACUAAUUGAGGCUGAUUCUGACUGCAACUAUUUUGAAAAUUUGGAAACUGGAAAAUUAUAUUAUGCGUAUAAUAAUAAUUACCCAAAUUUGGAUUAUGGUCAAAUGCAUUGUAAGUGGCAAAUGGUAUAUUCUGGUAUUAUAAAAAUAAAUUGCAGUUUUGAUAUACCAGCGAGUACUAAUUGUAUUUCUGAUAGCCUUUCUAUCAAAUUUGCUGAAGAAAAUGUUGUACACAAAUAUUGUGAUUCCAACACAUUGGAUAUCGAAGGAAUAAAUGCGACUAUAAGUUUUGAUUUAUCAAAUCUUUCGAAAGGAAGUAAGUUUUUAUGCGAAAUUCGAGCAGAGAAGCAAUUUGAUGAAAACAAUUGUAAAUGUGGUUGGAAAAAAGUAACUAGAAUAGUAGGUGGUACGGAAACUGGGAUAAAUGAAUAUCCUAUGAUGUGUGGACUCGUCGAUAUUACUAAUAAAAUUAUAUAUUGUGGUUGUACCAUAAUAUCUAAACAUUAUGUAUUGACGGCAGCUCAUUGUAUAGAAGCUAAAAACGGCACGAAAAUCGGUGUUGUUGUUGGUGAACAUGAUGUAACUACAGGAAAGGAAACUAACGCAACCAAAUUGUUUCUCAUAAUUAAUUGCAAGAUGCAUCCUGAUUACAAAGGUAUUCAUAACGAUUUAGCUGUGUGUAAGAUUAACGGUACCAUAAAAUAUGAUGAUGACGUCGGCCCGGUCUGUUUACCAUUUCAACAUAAACGAGACUCGUUCGGUGGUGUCAUUGUAGAAGCAUUGGGCUGGGGUUUAUUGGAAUUUGGCGGUGAAAAAGCGAAAAAGCUACAAAAAGUAUCAUUAAAUGUGAUACAAAAUGAAAAAUGCAGACAAUCUAUUCCCGAAGUAACUAAUAAAAAUCUAUGUACUUUCACUCCGGGAAAGGACACUUGUCAAAUGGACAGCGGCGGGCCUCUCUUAUGGCAAAAUCCUACUACACAUAAUCUUGUAAUCAUUGGUAUAAUAUCUUCCGGUUUUGGAUGUGCUUCAGACGAACCUGCUGUCGAAACACGUGUAGGAGCUUACAUUGAUUGGAUAAAAAAUGUGACAUUUGGUGAACAAUAUUGUAAAAUAGAAUAACUUUUCUAUAAUUGUUUCAUGAGACUAUGGAUCUUUAUAAAUUGACGCUUUGUAACUUCGUGUUAUUGCAAAAAGAUAUGCAUAAAAUAUCUAUACUAUCUAUACUAAAUAUGCUUCUAUAUUAUCAAUAUUAAAUAUGUAUCUAAACUAUUUACAUUAAAUAUGUAUCUAAUGUUUUAACAAUGUUGAUAUGUUUUCAACAAUUAAUAUUUUAAUUAUUCAUAAACAAUAUUCAAUUAUAUUUGCUUGCACAUAGAAAAUAUGAUAUACUAUUAAUUUAA